Molecule: messenger RNA, 1080 nt
Organism: Prorocentrum cordatum
Lineage: Eukaryota; Dinophyceae; Prorocentrales; Prorocentraceae
Source: the annotation of a GenBank genome assembly
AUGCCGUUGUUUGUUCUCCUCUGCUAUCAGAACCUCCGCCACACCUACCCCGCCAAGGGCAGUGCCGCCCCAGUCCGGGCGGUGCGGGGCAUCUCCCUGGGCAUCCGGCGGGGCGAGUGCUUCGGGCUGCUGGGGCCCAACGGCGCAGGGAAGACCACGACGCUGUCCAUCCUCACGGGCGAGCUCUGGCCCCCGACUUCGGGCAAGGUCUUGGUGGGUGGCGAAGACGUCUCGGAGGCGGGCUUCCGAGUUCUCUACAGGCGGCUGGGGAAUUGCCCCCAGGUGGACCCUCUCUGGGAGGACCUAUCGGGCCGGCAGCACCUCUUCUUCCACGGCCGGGUGAAGGGUGUGCCGGAGGCCGCCUUGAAGACGGAGGUGGAGCACCUGUUGCGGUGCCUCGGACUCAGCGGUGCGGACGCGAACAAGAAGGCCAAGAAGUACAGCGGUGGCAUGCGGCGGAAGCUCUCCGUGGGCAUUGCGCUGGUGGGCCGUUCGGAGGUCCUCCUCCUGGACGAGCCGAGCGCCGCGGUGGACGCCGCCGCUAAGCGCUACCUAUGGCAGAUGAUCAAGAGCCGCGGGGCGCACCAGACGGCGCUGCUGACCACGCACUCCAUGGAAGAGGCCGAGGCACUGUGCGACCGGCUCACGAUCCAGGUGCUGGGGCGCCUGCGGUGCCUCGGCAGCCCGAUGCACAUACGGAACAAGUUCGGGCAGGGGUACCAGCUGGAGCUCUUCUUCAAGGCCGGGGUUAGCACGGAGGCGGCCACCAGGUUCAUGGACGAGAGGCUCUCUAAGAGGGCCGUGCUGGCGGAAGUGCACCCCGGCCGGUGCCUCUACCAGCUGCCGCCCGUGGACGGCGGGCCUGGGUACAUGGGUUUGGCGCAGGUGUUCACGGAGCUCAGCCAGGCGAGGCACACUCUGGGCGUCACGGAGUACAGCCUUUGGCGCCCCUCGCUGGAGCAGGUCUUCCUCCGCUUCGCCCGCGAGCAGCAGGCGGCCGACGAUGCCAGCGCGGAGCAGCCGGCGCCCGAGGCGCCCUGCAGCGGGGCGGCGGCCCCACCGCAGGAGGCCGCCGUGUGA